AGUUUAGGUUCUGUAAUCAGUGAGUGUGCUUGCUUUUUAAGGAUACCUAUCAGUUUGGAUUUCAGCCAUGCGGAUACAACAGACGUUUAUUGCACUCCUGUGUGCCUUAUUGGCAUCGCAACAAAUCGACGCUGUUGUUAACAAUGGCCAAACGAGCGCAGCCUCCGAAUCUGAAACGAAGAGCAGCAGUACGAGUAGCGAUGCGAACGUCGAGAGUAGCAGCACCACGCAAGUAACAGACUCUGUAGCAGCUAGCUCGGAAAAGGAAGCUAACAGAAGGGAAGCUCCUCUGCAAGGGCUCUACAAUAUACAACUGCCUCACGAAACCUAUGGACCACCUCAGGACUCCUAUCUGCCACCAGCGCCUAGUAAUCCAGGUCUACCAGCACCAGUCUACGGAGUACCAGAUUCUCCAGUUAAGAAUAUCGUUUAUCCUGGACCACCCCCAGAUAUUCUUCCAGCUUUACCCAACAAUUUCCUCGGACCAAAGGCUUUAUACGGACCUCCACAGAAAUACGGCGCACCUUUCCCGAAACCACCUAAACCCUUCAAUCCUCUGUACAAUAAACCUAAACCAUUCUACGGACCACCACUCAGGCAUCCAUUCGGUCCCCUUAAGCAUCACUUCAAACCGAAACCUUUCUACGGACCUCCAAAGUCGAUCUACGGACCACCUCCUAAACCCUUCCAUGGCCCACCACCGAAGAUCAAUUAUGGUCCACCUUUGAAGAUUCAACAACACCAGAUUAUUCAAAAUCAACAUCAACAUCAUUUCCAUCAACAACAUCAAUUCCAACAACAGCAGCUGCAACAUCAAUUCCAGCAGAAUCAGCAACAAACCUUCUUUAAUUUACCAAAUUUCCAAAACAUUCCUAAUCCACCGCAGAAAAUUCAAUUGCCCCAACCAAUAAACAAGGAAGUGUAUGGACCACCAAAAACAAAUUAUGGACCUCCAGAGCCAAUCCCGCAUGGACCACCUCAUCCAGGUAUACCAGCUCCACCAACUCCUCCAGAGAUUAAAUAUGAUGGAUGGCAACCAAUUCCUGGAUUGAUUUCAAAACCACCAACGAAACAAUAUGGACCACCCACAAGCUCAUACGAAGUUUUGAACCAAGGAAACUCUGAACUGCACCUACACAAUGACGUUAUUCCGCCACCGUUGACUACCAGUCAUGGUGUCUCAUCUCUGAGCUUGGGAUCAUCGUAUGGUUCUUCUGCUGGUAUUAGCGAUUCUUAUGGAGCACCUUUGAAUACGGUGACUGGAUCAGGUGGAAUUGUUAGUUCAUCAGGAGAUGCUCAUAUCCAAAACCAAGAUCAAAAUACUAUUUCCUUGGGAUUAUCGGCCGCCGGUUUGGGAGGAUCUCAUGAAAAUCAUUUGUCACUAAUCAAGAGCAUUGGCUACGAAAUAUUCCCUCAUGGAGGACACAUAAAAGGAGGAAGUCAAAUUCACAGUGGUGAUUCUUAUUCUGCGCCACCACUCAAUAGUUUCUCAGGAAAUGGUCCUUACGCAGCGUCACAUUCCUACCAUAAUCACGGUCUUUCAUCAGCUUCUUCUUCAUCGUCAUCAUCGUCGUUCGGCUCCAACUUCCAAACCGGUUUCGAUAAAGGUUUAUCGCUUUCCUCUAGUGGUAUUGGUUUGAUACCACCAAGCGGCGUUUACGGCGUGCCACCUGCUGGAAGUUACGGAACACCUUUGAUCAAUCAUAAGCUGAAUGCUUUGGAUUUGAAUCCACCAAAAAGACCAGUAGUUUUCAGGGAACCAGUACCAAACGGUCUCCUUCAAUCCAUCGGCCAUAGCGUUGCUCAGAAAGAUGUUGCCGGAAUCAUCGAAUCAUCUCAUUCUUCUGAUUUCAGUGGACCCACUUACAUCCCACCACCAAUCCCGGAAUUAGCUAAAGACGAGCCUCGAGCACCUUCCACAUUCUUCAGCCUUCCUCAAGUAAACAAUCCAACUUCGUUCCAGACAGUUAACAAGCAUCAUGGUGGAUACCACGGUGCACAUUCUACUGCGUCGCACAGCUUCGCUGCAUCGCUUGGAUCUGUUGAUACAUCUUCCUUCGAAGUUCCACAACCUCAAUUACACAACAUUCACGGUCACGGUCAUGGCCAUGCUCUUGGUCACGGUAAUGGACUUACCGUGAGCUUGGACCACUCUCUUCCACCAGUCACCAUUGACUUGACGCAUGGCAAUGGAAAUUCGUUUGGUUCCGAUGUCAAAUAUGACUGCACUUCGCACAAUUCACAACCAUUACCACCUCUGCCUUCUCUGACUUAUGGAGUGCCUUCUGCAAGCAGUUACACAGCAUCGCUCUCUUCUCUGACUACAAAUAUUGGCAACUCCCAGUAUCCUUCUUUCUCUUAUGGAUCACAAGAUUCGCAGACCGCUCACUCUCAACAGAAAUCCGUCCAUAACGAAAUUAGCAUCAAUAGCGUUGAAGAAUCGAGUAAAGAGCAUUAUGGUAAAUCUUUAGCUGAAUCUUUUGCUCCUGGAGGUGAAGUUAUAAAAUCUGAGAGCAUUGAUUUAAACAACAUUCCAGUCCAAGGUGCGUUAGGUUCAUACACCCUUCAGAUCCAAGCAGCUGAUGGUGCUGCUGGUACCAAUCCGUCCUCAAUUAAUGUUCCUCACCAUCAACUCUUGAGCGAUGGAUUAUUGCAAUCCAUCAUUGACGCCAUCGAACCUUCUCAGCAUAAGCCUGCCACUAUCUAUGGACAACCUCUUAUCGUGCAACCUGAUAUCAGCAGUAGCCUGCAAUUGCCAUCCUCAGAUGUUCAUUUACAGUUCAGGACUAGCACCGACGAUGAUGCCCAGCAAUCUAUCAAGAGCCAGGUAGUAGUCACUGCUCCUGUCACCGAUGAAACUUUGACGACCGAACCGCAAAAUACUGACAGCCCGUUACAACUGAUCGAUGACAACGAGAUUGCAUUGUACUUCAACGCCAAUGCAAAGGAAGCCAAAGACCAGGAGAAGAAAAUCGAAACAAGUGAAAGUUUAGAAGUUAGGAACGGCCAACAGUAUGGUAGUUACGAACCACAGAAAACAAGCUACGCUUAGGACGUAGCCACUUCUAUCCGAUAUUAGUGCUCAAGACUUUUUUUUAUAUUACUAGUAUAGAACUUUAUAGUUUGCA
Nicrophorus vespilloides is the source of this 3128-nucleotide messenger RNA. RefSeq lists its product as uncharacterized. Bases 68 to 3052 code for a protein of 994 amino acids. The transcript is spliced from 3 exons. The record is from RefSeq and is a predicted model, not a curated record. Lineage: Eukaryota; Metazoa; Arthropoda; Insecta; Coleoptera; Silphidae.